AUGGUCGGAGUACCCCAGGUGAUUGUUCCUGACGAGAAAAAUACACCCCAAUUCAGCGCCAACAACGGGCCAGACAGCCAUGGACUCUGUCUGUGGCUAGGUUUAGUGGGCGGACCAAGAUUCAUGAUCGCCGUCCAACCUUGCGAUCUACGAAUACGAAAAUCGAUACAACAUUUCUCUUGGGGAAUACUCUGUACUCCAUGCAGAGUUACAUACUACAUAUGUACAAUGCCGAAUAAACAAUCGGCUGACGCGUUGGAUCUCGGCCUCAACAGGCCGAAAUACGCAAUGCAAAGCUACGAGUUAUCCCUGGUUGAAAAAGAGGUUAUAACCGGCGGUUGCACAUUACGGGGAAAGCCGACCAUGGAUGCCGCGUGCCGAGCUGCGUACUCGUAUGUGUGA
Molecule: messenger RNA, 402 nt
Organism: Coccidioides immitis RS
Lineage: Eukaryota; Fungi; Ascomycota; Eurotiomycetes; Onygenales; Onygenaceae
Exons: 2
Coding region: 1-402 (133 amino acids)
Source: RefSeq, a predicted model, not a curated record